This is a messenger RNA of Chlorella variabilis, 1899 nucleotides long. RefSeq lists its product as hypothetical. Gene Ontology annotation, molecular function: ATP:ADP antiporter activity. The record is from RefSeq and is a predicted model, not a curated record. The transcript has 8 exons. Bases 1 to 1899 code for a protein of 632 amino acids. Gene Ontology annotation, biological process: nucleotide transport. Gene Ontology annotation, cellular component: membrane. NCBI's taxonomy places the organism in Eukaryota, Viridiplantae, Chlorophyta, Trebouxiophyceae, Chlorellales, Chlorellaceae.
AUGUCGCUGCUCUUCUUCCUCAUGGCCUUUGUUAACACCAUCAUCGACAGCCUGAAGGACUCGCUGGUCAUCACCGCGGUGGGCGGCGGCACCGAGGUCAUCCCCUACCUCACCGUCUAUGCCGUGCUGCCCAUGUCCAUGCUCUUCCUGGUGGCAUACUCGUGGGGCACGCAGCGCUUCAGCCGCGAGAAGCUGUUCAACAUCAUCAUCGGCAUCUUCCUGACCUUUUACGCCGGCUUUGCGAUGCUGUACCCCCACCACGAUGCGCUGCACCUCAACUCCAUGGCAGACCAGCUCGUGACAGCGCUGCCGUCGGGGUUGUCAGGCAUGGUGGGCAUGAUUCGUAACUGGCUGUUCACCCUGUUCUAUUGUGUCAGCGAGCUGUGGGGCGACGUGGUGCUGAGCCUUCUGUUCUGGGGGCUGGCCAAUGAGACCACAAGCAUUGAGGAUGCGCCGCUGCUGUACCCUCUGUUUGGCAUCGGGGCAAACAUUGCGCAGACCAUGGCAGGCCGCGUGCUGCGCCUGUUUAGUGAUGCGGGCAGCAGCAGCCAGCUCCACUAUGCGUCACAGCUGCAGAGCAUCAUGUUCCUGUGCCUUGGCCUGGGUGGCGUGAUCCUGGCGCUGCAUGCCUGGAUCUCGCGCACAUUCCCAAAGAACCCCAAGGGAUCUACAGCACUCAAGCUGGCAGCGCAGCGGCGUGCAGUGGCAGCAGGCGCAGCAUCAGACGGCAGCAAGCCCCACCACAGAGCGUUGGACCUGGAGGCUGCGGUGAAGGGACUGAACUAUUGCAGCCUGGAGGAGCAGCAGGAAGCGGCGCAGCGAAAUGGCGCGGCGCCGCCACCAGCUAAUGGCACGGCGGCACUGCGCAACAAUGGCGCCGCGCUGCCGCCGCAGCAGACAGCCGUCAACGCUGCUGCAGCAGCAGCGACAGAGACGCCCCUGGCUGGCGGCAACCACGCCCGGAAUGGGCAUGUGGCAGACAGCACGCAGGCGGGGUCCAGCAACCAGGAUGCCGCCGCAGAGGUGGAGCAGCAGCAGGCAAAAAAGAAGCGGAAGAAGGAGGCGAUGAGCAUGAAGGAUGCAUGGCAGUUCCUGUGCAAAAGCCCGCAAAUACAGUGCCUGGCAGUGAUGGCGCUGGCUCAGGGCAUCACCACCAACCUGCUGGACCUGGCCUGGAAGCACUACCUGCACAAGCUGGCCACCACCCCCGCAGCCUACUCUGCGUUCCUGGGCGACACAGCCAUGUGGACCGGCAUUGUCACGGGCACCCUCAUGUUUGCCUCGCCGCUGCUGUUUGACCGCAUCGGCUGGCGUGGUGUGGCCUCUGUCACCCCCAACUUCAUGCUCUUUGCGGGCCUGCCCUUCUUCGCCGGCUGCAUCGCCUUCACCUUCAUGGCGGGGUCGCUGGCAGUAGGGCCCGCCGGCAUGGUGCUGUUUGCGCUGGUCAUGACGGGCGCCGUCAUGCAGGUGUUCAGCCGCGGCGCCAAGUUCUCCCUGUUCAAACCUGCCGAGGAGAUGGUGUAUAUCGGGCUGGAUGACGAGUCGCGCACCAAGGGCAAGGCCGCCAUCGACGUGGUGGGCGCGCAGAGCGGCAAGAGCAUCGGCAGCGUGCUGCAGCAGGCGCUGCUCAUCCUCAGCGGCGGCACCCUGGGCGGCAUUUUGCCCCUGCUGGCCGUCUUCUAUGCUGUGAUGCUGCGCAGCUGGACACGGGCGGUUGAUGAUCUGGCGGAGCACUAUGACCCCAGCCACGCCCAUCGCAUGAGCGUGGCUGGCAGCCUGGAUGAGGAUGACGUGGCGGGUGUGCUGCCGCCGGUGGCGGUUGGCGGGGGCCCCGAUGGCGAUGACUACGGUGGCGCGGCGGCAUCCGCGCCAGGGCGGACACCCACACCCGCAUAUUGA